Messenger RNA from Diuraphis noxia (Russian wheat aphid), 480 nucleotides. Its product is annotated as Nna1 carboxypeptidase. Gene Ontology annotation, molecular function: zinc ion binding; metallocarboxypeptidase activity. Lineage: Eukaryota; Metazoa; Arthropoda; Insecta; Hemiptera; Aphididae. The record is from RefSeq and is a predicted model, not a curated record. Gene Ontology annotation, biological process: proteolysis.
AUUAAUUGAAGAACGCCAAGUAGUGAUGUUUUGCGAUUUGCAUGCACAUUCGAGGAAAUCAAACAUUUUCAUGUAUGGAUGCGAAGGAAAAGGCCACGAAGGUAGAAAACUGCAGGAGCAAAUAUUUCCACUCUUGCUACACAAAAAUGCUCCAGAAAAAUUUUCGUUUGAAGAUUGCAAUUUCAACAUUCAGCGUUCAAAGGAAAAUACGGCUCGCGUAGUCGUGUGGUUGAUGGGUGUCGAGAACAGUUACACAAUGGAAGCAUCAUUUUGCGGUUCAUCUCUUGGUUCUCGAGCAAACACUCAUCUCACCGUCAAAGACUUUGAAGAUAUCGGACAGACGUUUUGUGAAACGCUGUUGGACUACUAUAAUGAAGAUCCCCGAAAUGAAAGAAUGAAAUUGAAAAUAUGCAGCCGACUUAUGGAACAGGGAUCCAAUGCAGAACAACCAAAAAAUAUAGACAUAUCCGAUUACUCGAG